This is a messenger RNA of Mastomys coucha (southern multimammate mouse), 3340 nucleotides long. It is a transcript of the gene Rdh11, whose product is annotated as retinol dehydrogenase 11. NCBI's taxonomy places the organism in Eukaryota, Metazoa, Chordata, Mammalia, Rodentia, Muridae. Bases 421 to 1443 code for a protein of 340 amino acids. The record is from RefSeq and is a predicted model, not a curated record. The transcript has 7 exons.
AGGACAAAGGUAGUCUCUGAGGAAGGACAUCUUCCACCACACCAGCUGUCCGACUAACGGCUUCUGUCCUGUGUAAUCGGCCUCAGAAUACUUUCCAGACGCUGUCUCCCAGACAAAAUGUGAUAAUUUCUUAAUAAUGAUUGGGGAAAAUUGAACCAAACAUUGGACUCGGGCCCCAGGAAAUAGCAAAUUCCUGAGACUUCCUAAGAAUCAAUUAGUGGCCAGAGAGCAGUAGAAGGGCUGACUCAACGAUCCCACAGGGCCUAGGCUCUGGACCUUGAAGAAUACUGUUCCAGUGUUAUUCAACUUUUCAUAGUGCUUGGAAGCAUCACUCUGAAUAUAUCGCCUCCCGGCGGCCGCCAAAUCAAGGACUACAUUUCCCAGAGGGCUUUGCUCCCUGGCGGUUGCUGUUGAACCGGGAUGUGUCUAGGAAUCAGAAGCCAUACACAGUCUGGCCGUCCACUUUGGAGCGUCAACUUUCACUGCGCUGAGAUGUUUGGGUUCCUGCUACUGCUCUCUCUUCCCUUCAUCCUGUACUUGGUCACGCCAAAAAUCAGGAAUAUGCUGUCCAGUGGGGUGUGCACAUCUAAUGUCCAGCUUCCCGGGAAGGUAGCCAUCGUCACCGGUGCUAACACAGGCAUUGGAAAGGAGACAGCUAAAGACCUGGCCCAGAGAGGAGCCCGUGUGUAUUUAGCUUGCCGGGACGUGCAAAAGGGAGAACUUGUGGCUAGUGAGAUCCAAACCAUCACAGGGAACAGUCAGGUCUUCGUACGGAAACUGGACCUAGCUGACACCAAGUCUAUUCGAGCCUUUGCCAAAGACUUCUUAGCUGAGGAAAAGUAUCUGCACAUUUUAAUCAACAAUGCGGGUGUGAUGCUGUGUCCUUACUCGAAGACUGCAGAUGGCUUUGAGAUGCACUUUGGAAUCAACCACCUGGGCCACUUCCUCUUGACCCAUUUGCUGCUAGAAAAGCUGAAAGAAUCAGCUCCCUCAAGGGUAGUCAAUGUGUCUUCUUUGGCACACCAUUUGGGAAGGAUCCACUUCCACAACCUGCAGGGUGAGAAGUUCUACAAUGGAGGUCUUGCUUACUGCCACAGCAAGCUAGCCAACAUUCUCUUCACUAAGGAACUGGCCAGGAGGCUGAAAGGCUCUAGAGUGACAACAUAUUCUGUCCACCCUGGCACAGUCCAUUCUGAAUUGACUCGGCACUCGUUUCUUCUGCGAUGGAUUUGGCAGCUUUUCUUCUUUUUCAUCAAGACCCCUCAACAGGGAGCUCAGACAAGCCUGUACUGCGCCGUGACCGAAGGCCUCGAGAGCCUAAGUGGCAGUCAUUUCAGUGAUUGCCAAUUGGCAUGUGUCUCUAGCCAAGGUCGCAAUGAGAUAGUAGCCAGGCGGCUGUGGGAUGUGAGCUGUGACCUGCUGGGCCUCCCAAUGGAUUGGUAAGUAGUGGUUUGGACUCAAAAGAAGAUUGGAGGAGAUGAUGAUGAUUGUCCUUCAAAGUGGCCAAAACCUUGAACAUGAAGAGCGCAGAACUUCAAGCCUUGCCCACUUGGCACCCAGUUAAAUCCCAGUACACUGCCAGGUUCCUCUAAACCUCUUGAGUUUGUACUGACUUACUUUGUUCCUGCUCUUGCCAGUGUUUCUUCUAGUGGUAUCACCGACUAAGACAGAGAACUUUUGUGUGACCUACAUAGCUCCUCUUUUCCUUUGAAAACUACUCCUAACCAGGAGCACAGAAGCCCUAUGAAGAUUGGUGCAUGGCAAUGUGAAUUAGAUGGAGCUCCUCCCAGCCAACCAUCCUUUCCUUGAAGAACUCCAUUGUAACCACAGCCAAACCUCAGAAGUCCAGGGACCUGGCUCAAGAACAGGUCUUUGUGGUCCCAACAUCUGAAUACUUAAAAGUUCUUACUAAAUCUGGCAGUCUGAAGCUUUUGCUAGUGAGACACUCUCUAUGUCCAGACUACAGAAGAGCUUCCUUCUCUAGGACGUCUGUGGAAUUUGAAGGCAGAGAUAAAAAUAAAGCCAAAUGGUCACCUUCAUGCUGUUUCUCAGGCUAGUAAGGAGGGAAUGAAAGGAACAUCAUGAGACGAUAGGUCACUGGGGUCAGUUAGAGACCCCAGACCCACAGAGGCCUUUUUUUUUGUGCCUUAGUUUCUCUUAGGAAACUAGAAAAGGAAAGGCCUUCUCAUUGCCCUUGUGUCGAUUGUGUGUGUCUUCUUGUGAAUUCAUGCAGUUGGACGCUUUUCCAUAAAAUUCACAAUAGCCACAAAGGAAAAAUCUUUAAUCAGACUGUAAUGUAGAGAAAUUACCAGAGAUGGAACAAAUCACUGUGGAGUUUUUGAGUGCAGCUGCAAAGUGAGGGAGACACUCUCUGUGUUGUAAUCGCUUACUGAGAAGCACAGAUGCCACAAGGGAAGACGUUCAAAAGAAAAAUCCUAGGAUAACGUGUUAAUGAACAGGUUAGCUAAGGAUCUAAAACUAUAACAGAAAGGCAGUAAUAGACAGUGAUAGAAAAGCACACUAUCUUAAUCACCAAUCAGUGUGGCAAGAAAAUGUCCAAAGCACAAGAGCGAAACCAAGUCUCUGUUCAGAAAUGUUAUCCUAAGGAUUGGUAAUUAUAGUCAGUUCAUAAUCUCUCAGAGCAUUUUCUUACCUUAGCUUAACAAGAUGUCCAUUUUAGGAGUGCGUAUGGAGAGAUGGGAUGGCUUAGUAAUGCCUGCUGUUCUAGAGGACCCUUGUUCAAUUACUAGGACCCAAAUGGUACCCACAACCAUCUAUAACCUCAGUUAUAGAUGAUCUAGAGGAUCAGACAGCCUCAUCUACCUCCACAGGCCCUGCAGGAAUAUGGUGCACAGAUACACAUGCAGGCACCCAUACAAAUAAUUUUGUAAAAAAAAGUCAAUUUUGACAUGGGGGGAGUGUGCUCUCCUGGAAUGUGUGAGGCCCCUGGGUUGGAUCCCAGCACUGCAAAAGAAAGUAGAGAUAGCUUCAAAUUUCUAAAAUUUGGAGAGCUUCUAUCAAAAGCAAUACAGACAAAGGGUGUCAGGAAUCCUUCAUGUUCCUAUCGCUUGUUUGGAGGAUGCUAUUCUAAAGAAGUUUGCCAUUUUCUUGGGCUGACAAUUAUAUUUUAAGCUUGAAUAUGUAAGAUUGACAGGACCACAAUCUUUAACUUCUAAUAUUUGUAAAUUGAUUUUUAUGGGUUUGUUCUGACCAAUAAACUUAUUUUAAAAUUAUUUUAUGGGGAUAUUGGAAAACUUUUGACAAUGCAGUGAUUAAUCGAAAUAAUAUUUUACUUAAUGUAUAUUCACUUGUCAAUGAAAAUAAAGGUUCCUUUCAAUUA